CGAAAAACAAAGGCAAAGGCAUAAGAGAUAUACAAAUAAACAAAUAGGUACACAACCAUGACAGAUAAUCAAACGAAUAGCAAAAAUCCCGGCGCAUGUCUUGGCACCCCCGCGGAAAGACUCGCCGCCCGCAAGCCCAUCCCUAAGCCCGUGCCGGCAUAUCUGCCCCACCCCGGCUCGGCUUUGGCUGUUGACAAACAGCUGUAUCAGGAGAUCCAAGAGGCACCGCGUGUACUGCUAGAAGAAUUCACCUUGCCAAUUCGAUCGGGGCGGGCAUGGCAGGCAUCGGCGGGAUCAAUAGUGAGAAUCAGCACACCAGAGGGGCCGCAAGUGGGUGAUCUCAACAUCUGGAACGCUCACAACCCCCGUGAGCGCUUCUGGGCCAGCCGCACAAAGCAACUGCAUGCAUCUCACGUCUCGACCCACGACCGCCUGUGGUCCUGCCUGCCGUACAUGCGACCCCUGGCCACCAUCAUCGCCGACUCGCUAGACUGGUACGGGGUUGACGAGACGGGCGGCCGCGUGCACGACCUGCUGGGCACCCGCUGCGACCCUUAUAUCAACAACGUGCUCAGCGGUGGCAGUUACGACUUUCAGUGCCACUCGAACCUCACAAGGGCUGUGGUCCCCUUUGGUCUUGAGGAGAGGGAUGUUCACGAUGUCAUUAACCUGUUUCAGGUUACGGGGCUGGAUGAGAAAGGCAGGUAUUUCAUGAAUCCGUGUCCCGCACAAGCCGGGGAUUAUAUAGAAUUUUUGUGUGAGCAGGACCUGUUGUUUGCCUUGAGCACCUGCCCUGGCGGUGACCUCUCUCUCUGGGGGUUUGGCAGCGCCAGCGAAAAGGAAAUGAUCAAAUGUUGUCGGCCACUCAAGGUCGAGGUGUUUGCUCUCCAGGACGGUGGUGCACUCCUCGAAUCUAAGGGGUGGAAACCCGCGGAAAAAUCAGGAUACGCAGGCAGGCAUGGAAUGAAGAUCCCGCUGGGAGAAGGCCUGAAUUAAAGUACAGUUGCGGCAGCUCGGGGCCGAUCUUGGUCGUUGCUUUUGCCUGCCUGGUUAAGAAAGUCAGAGUGAGACUUGUUGGCUCGCGUCAGCAAGGCAAAAUGCAUUGUUCUUGUGCAGAACAAGGGGUUUCCCCUCUUUCUUGUUUUUUGGCAAAUAUGCCACAUAAAGCCUGACCUGAACUGGCC
This is a messenger RNA of Pyricularia grisea, 1184 nucleotides long. RefSeq lists its product as uncharacterized. The coding region runs from base 58 to 996 and encodes 312 amino acids. The record is from RefSeq and is a predicted model, not a curated record. Lineage: Eukaryota; Fungi; Ascomycota; Sordariomycetes; Magnaporthales; Pyriculariaceae. The transcript has 3 exons.